GCCUGACCUGGAUUUAAAAUCCAAUCGUAUAAAACAGAGCCUCCUUCAUCUCUCUCUUUCUCUGAGCCCAGCAUUCAUAAAUUUUCCUCAUUUCAUAUUCAUACUUGCUCGCAGUUUCAAAUUUCAAAAAUCCACAAAAUAUUUCAGAUUUUUUUUUAUAAAGAAAACAGAAAUACAGGGGAAAAGGAAAGCCCAGGCCUUUUGAAUCCGAAAAGAUCCGCCCUUUUUCGGGUUGGAUCCUCCGAUCCGCCUCCGCCGUCGUCACCGUCUCUCGCCGCGAGUCUCAGAUCCUUCAAGGCAUGGACUUCUGAUUGGAAAAGUGCGCUUAUCGAGUUUCCUGUGUGUCAUGGAUUCGGACAAUUCGGAAGCCGCCUAUGGGCUUCAGGUCGCGCUUGAAAAUGGUGAUCAUGGGCAACUUAAUGUUGGUCCAGACGCAAUUAAUGGGAGUGCCAGUGAAACUGCUCUUACUGAGUCUGCUGCACUAAAUGGGAAAAUGGAAAAUGUGGUGAACUCGGAUGAUGGUGUCUCUAACAACUCGUCUGCUGGAGAAGUGAAAGAGGAAUCCAGAGUCAACUCGAGCAAUGGUUUGAAAAUUGCUAAGGAAAGGGGACCAAAAGUUUCUGUUCAGUCAAAGCAAUUCAAAGUGCAGAAGGGUCAAGGUAAGAGUAAGAUUGAGAAGCCACCUAGUCCCAAGAUCGCCUUGCCAACUUCAAUGAAGAAAAGCAAAGAUGGAAAUGAUGCAGAGGCAACAGCUACUGUUUCCAAUGAUUUAGCUGCUCCAAUUUCACGGGCCAAGCAGCCUAACAAGAGUAGAUCAUCGAAUGGCCCGCAGGUUCAGUUAUCCGAUCAGCAACCUAAACAAUCUGAGGCACCAUCAACUGAAGGCCUUGUGGAGAAGACAGAUCUGAAGCCACUAAUCAAAGGCUCUUAUAAGGCUGAUGGAGACUCACAAUCUUCUUUAAGUCCCACAGAAGGAGAUAAACCGCCUAGGGUGGGUACGUUGCCGAACUAUGGUUUCAGCUUUAGGUGUGAUGAAAGAGCUGAGAAAAGAAGAGAGUUCUACACCAAACUUGAGGAAAAGAUACAUGCAAAGGAGAUGGAGAAGAAUAAUUUGCAAGCCAAGUCUAAGGAAACUCUAGAAGCUGAGAUCAAGAUGCUCAGGAAGAAGCUGACUUUUAAAGCAACUCCAAUGCCAAGCUUUUAUCAGGAGCCUCCACCUCCUAAGGUGGAGCUAAAGAAGUUACCAACAACAAGAGCCAAGUCUCCCAAGCUCGGCCGCAAGAAGAGCUUACCUGCAGCAGAUUCUGAAGGAAACAGUACAACCAAGAGUCAAUCUGGCAGGCUUAGUCUGGGUGAGAAAGUUCCUCAAAAUUCUGCCAAAGGACCUUCUCCUGUGCUUCCAAAGAAGCCUCAAAGAAAGUCUCUUCCUAGAUUGCCAUCUGAGACCACUACUUUAUCUGGUGUGAAGAAUGUGAGAAAAGUUACUUCCAAGGCAAUAAAGGAGGAAAAGAACAACUUGAUCAAUGCAAUGAAUGAAGAGGCUGCCACCUUGCCCAGUGCAGCAAGUGGAGCUGGACCUCACAUCCAAGAGCAGGAGGUGGUUCCCAGAGCUGAGAUAACUGAACCCUACACUGAAGAGCCAGAAACGGUUCCAAGGGCUGUGAUAAGCGAGGAGCAGAGCCAUUCAGAUGAUGACACAGUUAAUGAAGAGGAACAUCAUCCCACCUUGGUUCAAGAGCCUAUAUCGCUGGCGAAUUGAGCGAAAAGUAUGGACAUAGGUGGAUGCUGGAUGAGAAAGCUCAAAAGACUCCAUUUAUGAAAAUAAGAAAGGUAUUUAGACCCGAAUCAUUAGACGAAGAAGGCAUGAAGAAUUUUGGAUUAUGGUUUGUCUGUCUUGUCUGUUGUCAGCAGCAUGGUUGUUUUGUGUGCUUGCUUUCAGAGGUUGCUGGUCUUUGUCACUGGGAUGCUACAUUCCAGUUUGCAGCACUGUAUGUAACUAUUUUUCAGGUUGUUUUCUAAUUUAUAUGUUUAAGCAUGCAUUAGUUGCCAGAUAAUUAGAAGUAUUUGGAAAAUUUUGAAAACCUCCUCUAGAUAGUUCGUGCUUGGAAGUAUAUCAUGUUUAAGCUCUUCUGUUGUUGAACAAUUGGGAAUUGUGAAUCAAUCAAGGCUGAUUUUGUGCUGUAC
Fragaria vesca subsp. vesca is the source of this 2184-nucleotide messenger RNA. RefSeq lists its product as uncharacterized. The coding region runs from base 347 to 1759 and encodes 470 amino acids. NCBI's taxonomy places the organism in Eukaryota, Viridiplantae, Streptophyta, Magnoliopsida, Rosales, Rosaceae. The transcript has 9 exons. Gene Ontology annotation, molecular function: microtubule binding. The record is from RefSeq and is a predicted model, not a curated record.